This is a messenger RNA of Brassicogethes aeneus, 1564 nucleotides long. The record is from the annotation of a GenBank genome assembly. NCBI's taxonomy places the organism in Eukaryota, Metazoa, Arthropoda, Insecta, Coleoptera, Nitidulidae.
AAAGAUAUUUACGUCUUUAAAUAUUAACUAACAUUGUCCCUAAAUUUCUGUCUGGGUUUCCGAAAACUUGACCCGUAUAGAGAACCGUGAAUUAUUAACAAAAAGGCGGGUGUUGUGGCUCUAGGUCACUUUUAAUUGGCGGUUGAGCAAACAAAAGCGCGAGCCGUCGAUACGAAUUAACGGUUCAAUUAGUUUUCUUACGCUGGUAGUUGUAUGUGGUCAUUGACGAGAUAGCAAAAUGUACAACCAGACGCCACCAGCGAAUCCAAACACUUUGAGUAUUUUAGGUGCGGAUUAUAAUUUUAAUAAGCCGAGAAGAAGCGUUUACUUGGAGAGUUCGCAGUCGUUUUAUCAGCGACAUGAUAUUCGCAAACCGUCCAGAAUUGAUCCCAAACAGAUCUCAGACUUUAGGCAGUCGGACAUUAAGAGUCUGGUUAUAGAUGGGUUCAGGCCGAUGAUUUACCUUUUGAGGGCGGUGGGGAUUUUCCCCAUUGCUGCCGAGGGUCCACAAUUCCUCGUAACCCCCCAACUCCUCAUUUACUCAGUGGCCGUAUUUGGUUUCGUAGUGGGAUUCAUAGGGUACAUAAAAUGGGACAAGGUGGAGAUAAUACGGUCCGCUGAAGGCAGAUUUGAGGAGGCUGUGAUUGACUAUCUUUUCACUAUUUACUUGGUACCGAUUUUAUUAAACCCCAUAGUUUGGUACGAGGCUAGGAAACAAGCUAGAGUUGUCACCGCCUUGGUUGAUUUCGAACAUAUUUACAAUAGGACUGCAAAUAAAAAAUUGACGAUCUACGUGGGGAAUAAGCCGUUGAUGCUCACCAUUCUUUUGCCAGUUUUAUCAUGUGUUGUUAUGGUUAUUACUCAUGCUACCAUGGUGCAUUUUAGAUUGAUACAGGUUAUACCAUACUGUUACGUAAAUACAGUAACAUUUUUGAUAGGAGGAGCUUGGUUUAUGUUCUGCGAUAUCAUAGGAAAAAUAGCUACAAAAAUAUCAGAGGAUUUCCAGAAAGCAUUGAAAAACGUGGGCCCUUCUACUAACGUAGCAGAUUACAGAGCCCUCUGGAUGAUGCUUUCGAAAAUUAUUAAAGAUUUCGGCAAUUCCUACGCUUUUUGUUUGAUAUUUUUGAGUUUAUAUUUAUUCUUGAUUAUAACUUUAACUAUUUACGGGCUGCUGUCGCAAAUACAGGAAGGGCUGGGAAUUAAGGAUAUCGGUUUGACAAUCACUGCCAUUUUUGCUAUAGGGUUGUUGUACUUUGUUUGUGAUGAGGCUCACUAUGCAUCAAAUUGUGUAAAAGCUCAUUUCCAAAAAAAAAUUUUGCAAGUGGAACUGUCUUGGAUGAAUGAAGAUGCACAAGAUGAGAUAAACAUGUUUUUAAGGGCGACUGAAAUGAACCCUACUGACAUAAGCGUAGGGGGUUUCUUUGAUGUGAACAGGACCUUAUUUAAAUCUUUGUUAGCGACAAUGGUUACUUACUUGGUGGUACUUUUGCAAUUCCAGAUCAGUAUACCUGAGGACACCAGUAACUCCAAUAUUACCAUUGUUGCAGCUCAAACUCCAAGUUAA